Molecule: messenger RNA, 318 nt
Organism: Puccinia graminis f. sp. tritici CRL 75-36-700-3
Lineage: Eukaryota; Fungi; Basidiomycota; Pucciniomycetes; Pucciniales; Pucciniaceae
Exons: 3
Coding region: 1-318 (105 amino acids)
Source: RefSeq, a predicted model, not a curated record
AUGAAAUUCACUUUUGGAUUACUUUCAGUCGUGGCAACUAUCCUCAGCACCCCGACUGUCACAGCUGUCCCUACUCAUGGGCUUCAUCGAGGCUAUUUCGGUAGACCUGGCUAUGGCGCCGGGUACGGGGGUGCCUAUGGCACCGGGUAUGGGGGUGGAUAUGGUGGAUAUGGUGGAGGGUACGGUGGAGGUUAUGGGCGAGGAUAUGGGGGUUAUGGUGGAGGCUAUGGUGGGGGGUACGGUGGAGGGUAUGGUGGAGGAGGUGGUGGACUAGGCUUAGGGUUUGGCCUUGGUGUAGGCGUCGGUAUUGGUAUUUAA